CCCUACUCUCCAGGAUUUUGUUUUUCCAAUUCUGAUCAUUGCUGCACUGAGACCCCAAGAGUCACAGCCUUCAGGCUUUCCUCAGCUCUGACAGCUUCAGUGUUGGGCCAAGCAUGGCAAUGAAGUAUGAGAACUUCCAGAAUGUGGAGAGUGAGAAUAAAAGCCAGUGGUUUGGAAAUGGGCUGCCUCUUCCCCAGUCCCUCCUCUGCUCUGGCCCCCGACCUGUCCUGAUAUGCCUGGCUCUCAACUUCCUCCUGCUGGUUGGCAUCUGUGUGGUUGGAUCCCAAAAUUCCAGGUUUCAGAGGGACCUGGUAACCCUGAGAACAACUUUCAGCAAUGUCACAACUGAGGUCCAGUCGCUGAAUUCUCGAGGUGACCGUGCUCAAGAAACGCUGACAUCUCUGAAAGCUGAGGUGGAGAACCACAAGCAGGAGCUGCAGGCAGCCCGUAGCUUGAACGACAAAGUGUUUUCUCUGGAGAGCAAGCUGGAGAAACAGCUGCAGGAAUUCAAAGCAGGUUACUCCGAAAUACCCACUCUGCUCCAGCAGCUGGUCGAAGACCUGAAGUCCCUGUCUUGCAAAAUCACUCUUCUCAAGAGCAAUGGCUCUCAGACUACCUGCUGUCCCACUGACUGGCUGGAGCAUGGAGGCAGCUGUUACUGGUUCUCUCACUCUGGGAAGCCCUGGCCUGAGGCUGAGAAGUACUGCCAGCUGGAGAACGCCUACCUGGUGGUCAUCAACUCCAGGGAAGAGCAGAAUUUUGUCCAGAAACACUUAAGCGCCUCAUACACCUGGAUGGGCCUCAGUGAUCCCGAAGGAGUCUGGAAAUGGGCAGAUGGGACCGACUAUGACACCAACUUCAAGAACUGGAAGCCAGGCCAGCCCGACGACUGGCAUGGGCAUGGACUGGGCGGAGGGGAGGACUGUGCCCACUUCCAUCCCGACGGCAGGUGGAAUGACGACGCCUGCCAGAGGGACUACCGCUGGGUCUGUGAGACCGGCCUGAGCUCCGUGAGCUAAGAGAGCCUCCUGGGACCUCUCUGAGACCCUGUGGGAGGGACGCGCUGGGAGAUUGGAGCAUUGCCAACAUUUUGAAUUGUUUUCUGUUAACUUUCGAAAGACUAG
Molecule: messenger RNA, 1124 nt
Organism: Condylura cristata (star-nosed mole)
Lineage: Eukaryota; Metazoa; Chordata; Mammalia; Eulipotyphla; Talpidae
Gene: CLEC10A
Product: C-type lectin domain family 10, member A
Exons: 10
Coding region: 114-1019 (301 amino acids)
Molecular function (GO): signaling receptor activity
Source: RefSeq, a predicted model, not a curated record